This is a messenger RNA of Andrographis paniculata, 3264 nucleotides long. Its product is annotated as phosphatidylinositol 4-phosphate 5-kinase 6-like. Gene Ontology annotation, biological process: phosphatidylinositol metabolic process. Lineage: Eukaryota; Viridiplantae; Streptophyta; Magnoliopsida; Lamiales; Acanthaceae. The transcript has 8 exons. The record is from RefSeq and is a predicted model, not a curated record. Bases 567 to 2816 code for a protein of 749 amino acids. Gene Ontology annotation, molecular function: 1-phosphatidylinositol-4-phosphate 5-kinase activity; ATP binding.
CGAUCCUGAGCACAAAAUAAUUCUUUCUUUUUUCUUCUUAGUUUCAGGAAAUAAUCAAAUUCAAUCAAUAGAGAGAGAAACAAGAGAGAGAGAGAGAGAGACAGGUCACCAUUUUCAGAGGGAAUCAAAAGGGCAAGAAGAAGAAGAAGAUUUCUAUUGUUGUUCGUGUUCUUCAUUUGGGUUGGGGUUUGGAUCAAUCGAUCAUUGCGAAUUCAAUCUUCAAUCCCUCUUCCCCCCUCUUGGUGGGAAUGAUCGAUUGUUUCUCCAUUUCUUCCUCCCAUCAAAUCUCGCCUGUUUAUCGGAAAAUUUGAAAUUCUGUUUUUGGCCUAAACUGCACCAGAUUGUCUCAUCUCGUCUCGCAUUUGAUCCGUUUCGGUGUCUCAUUGUCUGUUCAUCUUGGAAUUCUUUUCGAUUCUCUUAUUUUGGGAAAUGUGUGUGGUGAAUCCGCACGCAGCGGCGGCCGGAAUCCAUGGCUGGAAGAAGGAGCAUUGAUUUUGGGGGGAAGGAAUUAGGGUUUGUGAAUUGGGGGCGGAGAAGGGAUAGAUAGAUAGAUAGAUAGAUAGAUAAUGAACAAAGAAUUCCUGGGGCUAACAAAAGUGUGGGAAAUUAAGGUUAAGAAGGUCCAAUCUGUCGCCAGGAAGAGACCCCCCAGCCUAUUCGCGACAAUGUCCGUUGCCCACGUCGACGACGACGACGACGAAGACGGCGGCGGCGCCGCCAGUGGCCGCCACGUCGAGAAAAACUUCCCCAACGGAGACGUCUAUAUGGGCCAAUGGGCCGACGAUCUCCCCCACGGAAUCGGCAAGUACGUCUGGGCCGACGGCUGUAUGUACGCCGGCCGGUGGUGCCGCGGCCGGACGACGGGGAAGGGAAAAUUCAGCUGGCCGUCCGGCGCCGUCUACGACGGCCACUUCAAGAACAACUACAUGGACGGCGAGGGCACGUACACCGGCUCCUCCGACGACACCUACUCCGGCGGCUGGCUCUUCGACACCCGCCACGGCAGCGGCGUCCGCCGCUACGACAACGGCGAUCACUACGAGGGGCUAUGGCGUCGCAACUCCCCCGACGGGAAAGGGAGGUACCAAUGGAGCAAUGGCAACCAAUACAUCGGCCAAUGGAGGCUGGGGAAGAUGCACGGCACCGGGACCAUGAUCUGGGCCGACGGCAACCAAUACGACGGCAAUUGGGCCGACGGCUUGCCCUGCGGCAAUGGGAAAUUCCGGUGGGCCGACGGGAGCUUCUACGUUGGCGUAUGGAGCGAGGAUCCGAAGGAUCGCAGCGGGACUUAUUAUCCACCGAACGGCAGCGCCGGCGGAGGCGCUGCCGCCACCGGAAACCUCGAUUGGGAUCCUCAAGACGCUUAUUCGGCGAGCACGAUCGAUUUCCGGAUAAGCCCCGGCGAGAAAAUUCCGAUCUUACCUUCGCAGAAAAUGUUCAGCUGGUCUUGUAAGAACGGCGCCCGGUCGACGCGGGAAUCCGUCGACGCGACAUUGACCGAAUCGUUGGGCUCGGAAUCGGAUAGCGUCGGAAGUUGCUCUGAGUUCGAUGGCGCGACGGCAUCCGAAGAAUUAUCGGAUGCGGCGCCGGGUUAUAAACGUCCAGUUAUGAUUAUAAAGCCGGCGAAGCGGCAAGGGCAGACGAUCACUCGCGGCCACAAGCAUUACGAUCUAAUGCUCAACUUGCAGCUCGGUAUUAGGCAUGCCGUGGGACGGCCGGGGCCAACGGUGUCGAUCAACGCGAAACCGUCGGUGUUUGAUCCUAACGAUAAGGUUUGGACUCGGUUUCCUACCGAGGGAUCGAAGCACACGCCGCCACAUCCGUCGUGCGAGUUUAAAUGGAAGGACUACUGCCCUUCCCUCUUUAGGACACUCAGGAGAUUAUUUAAGGUUGAUCCCGCCGAUUAUAUGAUGUCGAUUUGCGGAAGCGAUGCCCUCCGGGAGCUCUCGUCGCCGGGAAAAAGCGGGAGCUUCUUUUACCUGACUAGCGACGACAGGUACAUGAUCAAAACCAUGAGGAAAUCCGAAGUGAAAGUGCUUAAGCGAAUGCUUCCGGCUUACUACAACCACGUUCGACAAUACGAGCAUACGCUCGUCACCAAAUUCUACGGCCUUCACUGCGUCAAGGUGAGCGGACCGGCACAAAAGAAGGUGCGGUUCGUUAUUAUGGGAAAUUUGUUCUGUACCGAAUACGCGACUCAUAGACGAUUCGACUUGAAAGGUUCCUCCCUCGGCCGCCUCACCGUUAAACCCGAAUCCGAGAUCGACUCGACCACGACCCUCAAAGAUCUCGACUUGAACUUCAUUUUCCGACUCCAAAAAUCGUGGUUCCAAGAGUUCCGCCGGCAAGUCGAUCACGAUUGCGAGUUCCUCGAGAAGGAGAGGAUUAUGGAUUAUAGUCUCUUGGUCGGGGUUCACUUCCGGGAGAUAUCAUCGUCGGGAGAGCCUUUAAUCUUCAAUACUCGAUCGAUGGGUGGGAACAGAAACAAUCCGAACGAAACGAUGGAUGACGGCCGAGAUCCUAAGUGGCCCGCGUCGAUUCACCUCGGUUCGAGCAUCCCCGCGCGGGCAGAACUAGCCGUGAGGAAAAACAACGGCGAGACGCAGCUCGUCGGGACGCCAACCGGCGAUUACUACAACGUGGUUCUCGUAUUCGGUAUAAUUGACAUUCUACAAGACUACGACAUUAGUAAAAAGCUCGAGCACGCGUACAAGUCGUUCCAACACGACCCCGCUUCGAUAUCGGCGGUUGACCCGAGGCAGUAUUCUAAGCGAUUCCGCGACUUCAUAUUCAAAGUUUUCACCGAAGACACUUGAUCGAUUGCAAAACGGUAUAAAUUGGAUUAGUUUCGCGGAAGAAUCCGAACCGAUCGACCGAUCUUAUCCCCGUUACGUCGCAACAGAGCUUCCUCUUGUCCGAUGAGGGUGCCUCGAUUUUUUUAUAUAUCUACAAAUUUUUUUUCGUGCCGUUAUAUUUGUCGAUCGAGAAUUAUCGGUGUCGGAUCGACGAAUUAAUCAGCACGAGAUUUCUACGAGAAGGUUCGGAAUAAGACGGCCUUGUCGUGGACGAACGGUGAAGGUAAAAAGAGGCAUUGAAGAAAAAAUGAAAGGAAUGUAUGUAUCUAAUGUAUGUAUGUAUUGUUUUGUACUGAUAAUUUUUAUCACACACGAAGAGUUGCAUGUCGGAAAUUCGGACUACGUCGGAAUAAGGUUGUAUAGACUCAAAUGUAAAUGCAAAUGACAAUGGAAUGCACAUUUCAAUCAA